Daldinia childiae is the source of this 1350-nucleotide messenger RNA. RefSeq lists its product as uncharacterized. Lineage: Eukaryota; Fungi; Ascomycota; Sordariomycetes; Xylariales; Hypoxylaceae. Gene Ontology annotation, biological process: proteolysis. Gene Ontology annotation, molecular function: metallodipeptidase activity. The record is from RefSeq and is a predicted model, not a curated record. The transcript has 4 exons. The coding region runs from base 1 to 1350 and encodes 449 amino acids.
AUGAAAAGAAAAACUCCUGACGUCGAGAGCGCGACUCCCGUUUGUUCUAAAUCUUCACGCGUAAAGAAGCCAAAUGCGAAUAUCGCCUCGAUAUUCUUUAUCGGAUUAAUAUUAUACGCACUGCUCCACCCAAGCUCUCCUUGUUCAUCUCACUUACGCCCUAAGUCUAUUGAACAGAGGGUUCAGAAGCUUCUCUCGAAAACUCCCUUGAUAGAUGGACACAAUGACUUAGCUAUCUUCAUCCGUGCUAUGUAUAAUAACCAUAUUUACAAUGAGACAUUUUCAAAGCCAUUCGAAGAGGGCGGGCUCCCGAUGCACGUCGACCUACCCAGGUUGAGAGAAGGACAAAACGGAGGUGCUUUCUGGAGUGUCUUUACGCCGUGUCCUGCGAACGGCACAGAUUACUCAGAUGAGAACUACGCUCCUAGUGUCCAACUGACCCUACAGCAAAUUGAUCUUAUGACCCGGCUCCAGAAUGCUUAUCCAAAAGACUUCUCCGGGAUCCCAGUAGACUCCAAGUCUGCGGUAGCAGCCUGGAAGAAGAAGGGCAAAUUCAUCUCACCCCUAGGAAUCGAGGGUCUCCAUCAGAUUGGCAACUCGGUAGCCAAUUUACGGCGCUUCUAUGCUUUGGGAGUUCGCUAUGCUACGUUGACGCAUAACUGCGGAAACAUAUUUGCCGAUGCAGCUCUCUGGGAAAACCCCUUCCACAAAGCCCCCCCGGUAUGGAAUGGUGUCUCCCCUAAGGGCAGACAGCUAAUCAACGAGAUGAACCGUAUCGGUAUGAUAGUCGAUCUAUCUCAUGUCAGCGCGGAUACCAUGAGAGACGUCCUAGGCGGUAGCGAAGAAUGGGCAGGUAGCAAGGCUCCCGUCAUGUUCAGUCACAGCUCUGCCUACACAAUCUGCCCGCAUCCUCGCAACGUCCCGGAUGAUGUGCUUCAACUUGUAAAGGAGAAGAAUUCGAUCGUCAUGGUAAACUUCUCACCUGAUUUUAUCAGCUGUGUCGACAAGGGCGCCGAGAACGGUGUCCCUGAGUACUUCCCUGGCAAUAACACUCUUUCUCAAGUGGUCAGUCAUAUCACCUACAUUGGCGACCUAAUAGGGUACGACCAUGUUGGUUUGGGCAGCGACUUUGAUGGCAUCGAAGCAACCCCUGAGGGGUUGGCUGACGUGUCUAAAUAUCCGGACCUUGUGGCAGAAUUGCUGCGGCGAGGGGUUUCGGACAAAGACGCCAGCAAAGUCGUAGGUGGCAACAUACUACGUGUUUGGGGGGAUGUUGAGAAAAUAGCUGCGAAACUACAAGCGGCCGGAGAGCCAGUAUUGGAAGAUGAUUUAUCAGGCUUGUUCGAGUAA